GCACUGUGUAGGGUAAACCCUAGGUUUUCUACAACUCUAAAGUAAGGAGUAAAAUGAUAUAGUUUUCGAACACGUGACAAUAACCGCAUUAUUGGGGUUUUAAUCGCGACAGUUUGAAAUAGGAGGGUAAAUGCAAUAUUCAUUAUUGGUUUAUAUAUUUGUAAGUUUAUGGGACCCUAUUAAAUGAUCAGCAAAGUGUUUGGCUUGAUAUUGGACAACAAGUAAUUAUGCAUGUUUUAGAUUUUAUCUUAUAUAAUGUAGCAUAACAUUUCCUUCGCUGGUGGAUAAUUUGUAGUGAUUUAUAUAAAGAAAUGGUGUGUUAAACCAGUAGAAGACACACGUCAGUGCUCCAUCUAUACUAAGUUAUUCCAUAAUUAGCACGUUAGGUAGAAUACCUUGACUACCUCAUUUGUUACGUAAACAGAUACAGGGAAUAUUGAUUAAAAUAUAGAAGAUUCACACACUGUAAAGAACAUAAUUAUAUGAGGAAACAAUCAUGGUGCAUGUAUCUGUAAGGCUGAUGCUGUUUUGGACAACAACCUUGUGUUGCCAGGCUAACAAAGAAUUAGAUGCGCCCAGUAGCAUAACGAACGUCAUAGAAUAUAAAAUUAGAUCGGCGUUUUCCAACGGCGGAGCGACUGCUGUAAAAGGUGUCAUCUUUGAAGAACUUCAUAAAUGGAAAGAUCUCCCAAUUAAUAUUGGAGUAACAGGAAAUUCCGGUGUUGGUAAAUCAAGUUUUAUCAAUGCCAUUCGUGGUCUUAGUGCAGAAGACGAAGGAGCUGCUAAAGUAGGCGUUAUCGAAACAACGCAGACAAUGAGCUCAUAUCAACAUCCAAAUAACAAGAAUUUACUGUUCUGGGAUUUACCAGGUGUCGGUACUCCAAACUUUCCACAAGGGAACUAUCUGAAAGCUAUCCAAGCUGAAAAAUUUGAUUAUUUCAUUAUAAUGUCUGCUGAUAGAUUUACAGAGAACGAUUUGUGGCUUGCAAAAGAGAUGGUAAAUCUUCGCAAAGCGUUUUACUUCGUCCGAAGUAAAGUUAGUCAAGAUAUAGAAAAUGACAAGAAGAGUCAUCCAAAAUCUCAUGACAAGAAAUCUGUACUAGAGGUCAUAAGGACCAACUGCAAUCAAAAUUUGCAACACAUCAGAAGUCUCAAGAAACCUGCCCGGGUAUAUCUAAUUGAUAACUAUGAUGUUGAUAAUUUCGACUUUGUUAUCAACACAUUUAAUUGAAGAUGCUCCUGAAAUGAAAAAAGAAGCCAUUACAAUGUCACUGAAUGUUCUCUCAAGAGAAUUGAUAUUAACUAAGAAAGAUGUCUUGAUUAGUAGAAUAUACAAAGUGGCAGUACUAUCGGCUUUAGCUGGUGCAGCACCGGUACCUGGACUUGAUAUUGCUGUAGACACGUUAGUUCUUCUUGAAGAAGCCAUAUUUUAUCGAUCUCAGUUUGGUCUAGACGAGGACUCUUUGAGGAAUCACGCUAAACUACAUAGAAUGUCGUUGGACGAUUUUAUCGAAAGAGUGGGACUAGAAAGCAGUAUGGUCGAGUUUUCCAAAACCGGCAUAAUAAUGUAUUUAUCAAAGAUUGGAGUAACGAGUGCUGCGUCAUACGCUACAAAAAACAUUUUGAAAUACACUUUGCCAGUGGUAGGAAACAUAAUAAGCGGUACAGCCGCCUAUACUUCGGCAACAUAUUGCUUAAAUAGUAUACUGGAUAUGAUGGUCAAUGACGCAUUGAAAAUAAACGAUUAUCGUCCUAAGGAAUAAUUAAUCCUUUCAGCUAAAAUGUAUAGAGAAGCUUGCCUUCAUGUUUUAUUGUAGUACUGUUAAUGUUUUCUUAAAGGACAAGGAAUGCCUGAAUAUAAGUUAAUUUGAUAUGAAAGCCAUCAUCAAGCCUUUAAUACCGCUGAAAGAAUUUUUAAAACCCGACCAAUGUUGAAAAAGAUAUGGCAUUUUGUAAUUUGGAAAAAAAUGGCUUAUCAUGGAGGCAGCUAUUUUAAUGUGUUUAUGACGUCAUUUACACACUGCUGAAUUCUUUAUUUAGCAACUUACCUUUUAAAUAGAUUAAUUUCAUAUGUGUCUCGGGUGUAAGCUGUAAAAUAUGGUAAUUUCUUUCAUUUUAGCUUUAAAAAGUAAAUAAAGUAUUUUACAGAAAUAAGUAAAUACACUUCAAAUAUGUAUCUAAAAUUUCACAAAUCCACCAUUUUGUUUCUUGUUGGCAUGGAAACAAAAUGGCCGCCAUUUUAUCAAAUAUUUGAUUGCUCAUAACUUUCUCAAUAUUAAACCGAUUUUGAAAAUUCUUUCACUUCUUUAAAUGACUUAAGAAAUCAUAGCAGAUGGAUUUACAUGAGACCAACACUGCCUUUCUCUUUAAAAUUACAGUAUACAUGUAAUACAAAGCAUGAUCAAGAGAAUAAUAAUUACAGAUAAUCUCACUUAGGUAGUUUUUAUGCAGCUCAUUCAUUUUAUUAUCGCCUAAACAUAUUACCAUAAGGCAUAACUCUUGGCAGGUAUGUCGUUAAAUUUCCUUAAGCUUAACUGAACGGUCAUGUAGUUUAAAACUUUAGAUAAAUAUUGUCAUUGAUUAUUUUUAAAGUCAAUUCAUAGCGUAGCGUUUUAUUUUCACGUUUAUACAUUUUAUUAACGUAUGCUCUGUUUAUUAUCAUUCAGUUAGCUUUUUUUUCUUUUGACGCUUUUAAGGCCCUUUCACAUUUUCCUGUCAUGAUUAAUGUUUAAAUUAAAAUGAAAUGUACACGUAUUUUUGAAAAUUGUCGUUCACAUAAUUUGAUUUUUUACGAUAAUUGUGAUGAAAUGGCAAUACAAUCAACAAGAAGACAGUAAGUGUUCAUAUAAGACACCAUGAAUUGUGCAACAUCCCUCAGGACUAUUAUUAGCGAUUUAGUUGAACUGUGUUUCAAAGUAAUAUUGAUUAGACUCCAUGUACCUAAUGAUUUAGAAACAAUAAUUACACCGAGAUGAAAUUCUUUAACCGUUUUACGAUUUCAUGACAGUAUUCUGUGAUAUAUUUUAUUACAUGUUUGUGUUCUGUUCCUCUAAUAGUAAUGCCGCACAAGGUUUGACAUACCAUUAUCUUAAAUUGUUGCAGUCAUUAUCGGUAUACUGAUAUAGGUAAUUCAAAAAAUAUUUAUAAAAUGUUUAGUGGCAUUAUUUAUAAUAUCACCGGGAAAAAAUAAAAUGUCAAAGGUUUAAGGGAUCUUGUUGAAUUUUAAAGAGAAAGGCAAACCGGUAAUUCAAGACCCGUUUGAAAAUAUUUGUACGUAGAACGAUAAUAUUGUAAAAUGUUCCAAAUGACUGCUUAACUGCUUAUGAUGUUUGUGUCAGCACUUUAUGAAUAUACACCAUGAAUAUUGUUUGUUGAAGCAAUCUGUACUAAUAAUGUCCGCCAGUAAAGAAUUAAAUGUUAAUGUUCAUUUACAA
Mercenaria mercenaria is the source of this 3434-nucleotide messenger RNA. Its product is annotated as interferon-inducible GTPase 1-like. The coding region runs from base 497 to 1231 and encodes 244 amino acids. NCBI's taxonomy places the organism in Eukaryota, Metazoa, Mollusca, Bivalvia, Venerida, Veneridae. Gene Ontology annotation, cellular component: membrane. Gene Ontology annotation, molecular function: GTP binding. The transcript is spliced from 3 exons. The record is from RefSeq and is a predicted model, not a curated record.